AUGGCCAACGAGCUGGCGAAGAAUCAGGCGACGGAGGAGCAAAUCGAGGGCAUCUGCGAUCUCCUGCGCUCCAACAAGGUCGAGAAGGCGCUGCAGUUUGUCCAGAAGGAGCUUGGAGACGUGUCGAAGGCCAACUCCAUGUCUGUCAAGCAGCUUGGCCAGCUGGUCAACGCCGUCGGCCUCCGGACACCACAGGAGCCUUUUUUUCUGCCAGAUCCGGCGCUCCUCGAACUGCCAACCGUGCCUCUUCUAUAG
Molecule: messenger RNA, 255 nt
Organism: Symbiodinium necroappetens
Lineage: Eukaryota; Dinophyceae; Suessiales; Symbiodiniaceae
Source: the annotation of a GenBank genome assembly